Messenger RNA from Rhinolophus ferrumequinum (greater horseshoe bat), 570 nucleotides. RefSeq names its product RNA polymerase II, I and III subunit L (gene POLR2L). NCBI's taxonomy places the organism in Eukaryota, Metazoa, Chordata, Mammalia, Chiroptera, Rhinolophidae. Gene Ontology annotation, biological process: transcription by RNA polymerase II; tRNA transcription by RNA polymerase III; transcription by RNA polymerase I. The transcript has 2 exons. The record is from RefSeq and is a predicted model, not a curated record. Gene Ontology annotation, molecular function: DNA binding; zinc ion binding; DNA-directed RNA polymerase activity. Gene Ontology annotation, cellular component: RNA polymerase II, core complex; RNA polymerase III complex; RNA polymerase I complex. The coding region runs from base 148 to 351 and encodes 67 amino acids.
GACGGCGCGGGGGCUGGGGAGGUGGACUGGGGGCGGCUGGAGACGGGUCCCGUCUCCCCCGCACCAUGGACGCGCCCGGGGCGGGGUCGGCUCUCGGGCAGAAGCGCCGCCGGAACCGAAGAGCGCGGUCGUUGUCCCACUGCCGCCAUGAUCAUCCCCGUGCGCUGCUUCACCUGCGGCAAGAUCGUCGGCAACAAGUGGGAGGCCUACCUGGGGCUGCUGCAGGCCGAGUACACCGAGGGGGAUGCUCUGGACGCGCUGGGCCUGAAGCGCUACUGCUGUCGCCGCAUGCUGCUGGCCCACGUGGACCUCAUAGAGAAGCUGCUCAACUAUGUACCCCUGGAGAAGUGAGUGAGCACCCAGCAUGCUGCUGGCCCACGUGGACUUGAUAGAGAAGCUGCUCAACUAUGUACCCCUGCAGAAGCCCGGGAGCACCCAGCAGUCUGUCCUGCCCAGAGCCCCUCCCACUGAAGCGUGGGUAGCCAGGAGCAAUGUCUGCUCACAGCUGUGUGGGCGUUGGUCUCCUGCUCUGGCAGGAGCCAUCCAGUAAAGGUCUUUGCAGAACCACAA